This is a messenger RNA of Ruditapes philippinarum (Manila clam), 727 nucleotides long. RefSeq lists its product as uncharacterized. The coding region runs from base 103 to 558 and encodes 151 amino acids. The record is from RefSeq and is a predicted model, not a curated record. Lineage: Eukaryota; Metazoa; Mollusca; Bivalvia; Venerida; Veneridae. The transcript has 4 exons.
AAAUUCUUGAAAUCAAACAACUACACCGGUCGGAAAAUAGUCCGCCUAUAAUUAGUGAAGCGCAAUACCGGGUGCGCAGUGCGCAAAAUUAAUUCUGUUAAAAUGGCGACUUCGAAGGACUUAAUUUCAAAGGACACAGAAUGUGUGAAAGAGACAGCAGUGUUUGAGUCAGAUUUGUUGGACGAGCUGCUUUCAUCACAAAAACAAGCGGCACAUUUUCUCGAGCUUGCUCGUUUGGCACUGCGUGAUGAUCCUUUCGUUGCGAGUAAAGUAGGCAUGACUGCAAAUGAUUCCCAAGACCAAAAUCUGACGACCUACUGUCUGGUGAAGGAAUACCAAGGGACAGCUUUGCAUGUGAUUCAUACGAUGCUUCCACUCAUUGAAACUGGAAUCAAGAAAAAGAGAGAGUUGCUAGUCAAAAAAGGAUUGGAUAAAGUAAUGGCGUACGUCGAUGACAUGGUCGUGAAGGCUAAAGAAACAUUAGAAGAGUAUGAUCAUAUUGCAGUUACAUUAGCACUUUUUAACAUAACACCUAGAACAGUCAAUGUUCUUGUAUAAACAUGCAUGUUGUUGGGUUUUACGUCGCACCAACGCAUUCUCACAAUCUUAAGUCGCCGGAGUGGUUCAAUGACAAGGCGGGCAAGUGGUUUGAAGUCAACGACCUUAACCACUUGGCCACGUACAUCCCUAAACAUAAAAGCAAAAUAUGUCUUAACAGGUAUGCAAU